Molecule: messenger RNA, 339 nt
Organism: Rhizophagus irregularis DAOM 181602=DAOM 197198
Lineage: Eukaryota; Fungi; Glomeromycota; Glomeromycetes; Glomerales; Glomeraceae
Source: RefSeq, a predicted model, not a curated record
UAGACCUUUAAGUGAUAUGAUUUAACCUGCAAUGUCUUUAACGAGUUUAAUAAGUCAAUCUUUUAAUUUAGAAACUGACCCAUUUUAUUAUUAUCAGACACCGUCUACUGUUAAAAGAAAAUUCGAUGAGAUUAAUGACGAUAAUGGUAUGAUAUCAAAUAAACUUUAUUGUAAAGAUUAUAUGUCAAAAGAAAUUGAAUUAGAUAUUAAUAAUCAUAAUAAUAAACAUAAUUCCAGAGAAUUUGAAUUUGAUAUUAAUACUCUUUAAUUUUUCAAAGUGGUUUUUUUAUUUUUAUUUUUAUUUUAUUAUAAUAAUAGAUUAUUUUUAGUGCUUUUAGG